This is a messenger RNA of Penicillium concentricum, 939 nucleotides long. Its product is annotated as Short-chain dehydrogenase/reductase SDR. The record is from RefSeq and is a predicted model, not a curated record. Lineage: Eukaryota; Fungi; Ascomycota; Eurotiomycetes; Eurotiales; Aspergillaceae. Gene Ontology annotation, molecular function: oxidoreductase activity. The transcript has 5 exons. The coding region runs from base 1 to 939 and encodes 312 amino acids.
AUGUCCGAAACAAAGCAAGUCGCCCUAAUCAUAGGCGCAUCACGCGGAAUCGGACGCCAGAUCGCCAUAGACCUAGCAAAGAACGGCUACGCCGUAAUGCUAUCUGCAAAGACAACUUCCGACGCAUCAACAGUGACACCAUUCCCACCAGACCCGAACUCAUCGCAGUCCACCAUCAACACAGUAGAGCGCGAGAUCCGCGAAGCGGGCGGCCACGCCGCAACGGUUGCCGUUGACGUGCGCGACGCAGCACAGAUCCAGCAUGCUGUCGAAGAGACGGUGCGCGUUUUCGGAAAGCUCGAUGUACUUGUGUACAACUCCGGCGCGAUCUGGUGGUCCUCGGUGGAGGAUACGCCUCUUAAGCGGUUUAAGCUUAUGCAGCAGGUGAACCCCGAGGGACUUUAUGCGACUGUUCAAGCAGCUUUGCCUUUCUUUGAGAAGGGGGGCUGGAGAGGGCGCAUUGUUGUUGUUUCGCCGCCUAUUUAUUCGAGGUUCUUUAGGGGGAAGACUGGUUAUGCAAUGGGCAAGGUUGGAAUGAGUGUCUUGGUUAAGGGUCUCGCCAUGGACUUUGUGCGUCAAGGCCGAACUGAAAUGGCGGUGACGAGUAUCUGGCCCGCAUCGUCGAUUGAAUCGGCAGCUACAGAACAUAAUAAGGGAUCCGACAAAUCUUACAAAAAGGAUUUAAGAAAGCCGACAAUAUUCUCAGAUGCUGUUCUGGCUAUGCUUCGUGCCCCGCACCAAAUAGUGAACGGGCUCCUGGAUACAGAUGAGGACUUCCUCCGGGAGAAAUGUGGAGUCUCCGACUUUUCCAAAUACUCUGUAAUCCCAGGAUCGACACCGCGGCGGAUUAUGCCAGCCAAGUUCCCAGUUCUAGAGGUUGCAGAGCAAGAUGAUGAAGGACAGCGAAUGGAUAGCACGCAGGUGCGGGCAAAGAUAUAA